AUGGGUCCCUUUGAUCCUAAACCGUUUCCCAGCACCCAGCGGCGGCAGCAGAAGAGCAUCAGCCUCGAAGUGGAGCGCUGGAUUGCUCACAUUUCACAGGGUCCCCACAGCAAGUUACUUCAAUUCCCGAAAUGUCCUUGUCUCUGCCUAAAUCCUGACACCGAUGCAGGGGCAAAAAAAGCCCCGAAGAGACGUGACCUUCCAAAACACCCAAAAGACAUAUUUGCACCUAUUUCAAUUUCCCUUUUUGGAUUUAAAUUAAGGGCUAAAUCGUCUUUAGACAGACCAUUACCCAAAACGGAGGACCAAAGGGGUGGUAAUUCAGUUAAUGAAAAAAUGUUUCCUGUUGGUAUGCGUGUUCUAGCUGUUGAUGAUGACCCAAUUUGCCUCAAAGUUUUGGAGAAUUUGCUUCGUAAAUGCCAGUAUGAGGUUACAACUACCAAUCAAGCAGUCACUGCUCUGGAAAUGUUGAGAGAAAACAGAAACAAGUAUGACUUGGUUAUCAGUGACGUUAACAUGCCAGACAUUGAUGGCUUUAAGCUCCUUGAACUAGUGGGGCUCGAAAUGGACCUUCCUGUCAUCAUGUUAUCAUCUCAUGGUGAUAAAGAGUUUGUAUAUAAGGGGAUUACACAUGGUGCUGUUGACUAUUUGCUAAAACCUGUUAGAAUGGAGGAGCUCAAAAACAUAUGGCAACAUGUAAUCAGGAGAAAGAAAUGGUAUCCCCAGGACCAAAACAGGUCCCCAAAUCAAGACAAGGGUGGUGAUGGAGCUGGAGAAGGGGAGCAAGGAGUGACAUCAACUGAUAGUGCGGAUCAAAAUGGAAAAGUAAAUCGGAAACGCAAGGACCAAGACGAAGAGGAGGAAGAAGAGGGUGAAGAUGGAAAUGGUAAUGAGGAUUCUGGGAAUCAGAAGAAGCCUCGAGUUGUCUGGUCUGUGGAUUUGCAUCAGAAGUUUGUCUCCGCUGUCAAUCAACUGGGUCUUGAAAAGGCUGUUCCGAAGAAAAUACUUGACCUGAUGAAUGUUGAUGGGCUUACAAGGGAAAAUGUGGCAAGCCAUUUGCAGAAAUUUAGGCUUUACCUGAAAAGACUAAGUAGUGGAGCAAACCAGCAAGGCAACCUGGUUUCUGCAUUUGGUGCUAAAGAUCCAUCUUACUUGCGAAUGGGUUCACUUGAUGGAUUUGGAGAUUUUCGCUCUGUGCAUGGACCAGGAAGGCUUUCAGCCACUUCUCUUUCAUCAUAUCCACCCGGGAGUUUGCUUGGUAGAUUGAACUCUCCUGGUGGUUUAACCUUGCGGGGAAUAGCUUCUUCUGGGCUGCUCCAGCCAGGUCAUUCCCAAACCUUAAACAACUCUCUCAAUACUCUUGGAAUGCUCCAGUCCAGUCUCUUACCAACAAACCAAGGCACAAAUAUAUUUCAAGGGAUUCCUUCAGCACUGGAUCCCAAGCAACUACAAAUGAAGUCUAUUAAUCAUAUUGGGGAGUUUAACCGCAAAGGUGAUGCAGCAGGUUUUACACUUGCAAGUUGCUUCCCGGAUGCCAAAGUGACUAUUGGUAGCUUGAGCAACACCAUAUCUAGUGGCACAAGCAACCCUUCGAUACUACAAGCGAACCAACAACAAAAUCAGGGUAGGGGAUCAUUGGCGACUCAAUCUUCUCUAAGCACGCCUUCAUUAAAUCAGGAGUCUUUUGAUGUUGGUGUCCGUGGCUCUUCAAAUUUUCUGGAUCAUAGUAGAUGUGAUGAUAACUGGCAUGGUGCAGUUCAAUUGUCCACAUUUCCUUCAAACUCUUUGCCAUUGGGUGAACGUUUCAGACAUGAUCUAUUGCCUUCCAGUACUUUGAGAGACCAUAUAUCUUCCACAACCUCUCACAUUGUUAAUAGCCCCAUUGAUUUUUCUUCUACGAGUUCUCUCACAGCACCUUUAGAAGAUUCCAGAAUAGACAUGCAAGGACAAGCAGACUUGAUUGGCAAUAUUUUUCAGAAUACAACAAAUUACACAUCAAAGAACAGAUGGGAAGAAAAUAACCAAAACUAUAAUCCUGCUCUAAAUGGUUCAUUCGGUGCCAUGAACUCCCUGGUUUCUGGCAAUGGUUCCAUUGGCGCAUUGAACCAGAGUAUGGAACAAAGGAAAAGGUUUGAUGCAUCUAUAAAUGGUCAAUCAAACAGUGGGAAUCUAUCCAUGUUUCAGCAUCCUGAUGUCGAGAAUUCUGCUUUGGUUCCAAAAAUGACGUCUAAUGAGGACUUUAUCUUGGAGCAAACAAAGUCCCCGAAUGGUUUCGUUCAAAAUAAUUACGAGUCUUUGGAUGAUAUAAUGACUGCAAUGAUCAAACGGGUAUGA
This is a messenger RNA of Dovyalis caffra, 2334 nucleotides long. Lineage: Eukaryota; Viridiplantae; Streptophyta; Magnoliopsida; Malpighiales; Salicaceae. The record is from the annotation of a GenBank genome assembly.